Messenger RNA from Seminavis robusta, 543 nucleotides. NCBI's taxonomy places the organism in Eukaryota, Bacillariophyta, Bacillariophyceae, Naviculales, Naviculaceae. The record is from the annotation of a GenBank genome assembly.
AUGGCGCCUCUCUUCGUCUUAUCCCUACCAAAGGCUAGUACAUUCCUCCUUGGAAUGAUCUUGACUGUGAUCUUACAAGGGUAUUGUGUGACGUCCUUCUCGCCCAUCUCGAGCCCCAACCAACUCGCUCCAAGAGCAAUCCAGACUCCUACCGGUGCCGCUAGUACAUUCCAUGGACACCAUGCAGUGGUCACCAACAUUCACCGGGGAACUCGCAGCUAUCCAACAAGUAUCGUUUGCAGUGCGAAAUACGGUGAUUACGAUGAUAGUCAAGAUAUUGAUGGCACGGGGCGAGGUCAAUAUAUUUUGGCCUUUUCUCUUCUGGUGUGCAUAUGGUGUUUCUCCAUUCCAGUAGAGCUUCGAAGGGCCCACUGGUGUUUCUCAGACCGAUGCGAACAAAAUCGGUCGUUGCCUGUUUGCAACAACUGUGUUACCUUUGGAGAAUGGUCAAAUGAUGUUGCCGAGUACUAUCGCAAUGGUGGCGGCGUCCAUUUUGACUUUUCGGUUGGAGAAGAAACCAAAGAGCUCUUCUCAAUGAAGUGA